UUGCCCGUCAUCCUCGCCACAUUCCACAUCUCUCUUUUCCUCUCAUUCAGGCCAUUCUCGAAGAAAGCAGCAACCUUCCUCCUCAAUCUCGUAUCGAUCCUUAAUAUGGCCUUAAGGAAGUCCUCACGGGCUAUUUCAGCGAAACCAGCCUCCAAGCCCGCUCCAAAAGCAGAAGUUGCCGUCAAAGGACGCAGCCUCACGCGCUCUGCUCCCUCAAAGAAACGUGCUGCUUCACCAGAUAAAAAUACAGAUCUUCCUGUCAAAAGGACUCGAGGUGAGGAGCAGAACAUUGCUCCAACGACAAACAAGAUACCUAUAUCCAAACAUGCAGCGACGAAACCGGCUCCACAACCUAUAAAACGGUCUCGAUCUCGCGUGAAAGUAGAUGUCCCUGCUCCUACACCGCACGUCCAAGUGAAACCGUACCUCAAUCCCUUACCAGCGCCACCAGAAAAAGCCCGACCUGGUCUGCAACUCUUCGUUUGGGGAGCUGGUAAUUUUGGUCAAUUCGGUCUUGGACCUGAUUUUCUAGACGAACUCGAUAAACCCAGGAAACAUACCUGGGCAGAACAGCAGAUGCAAGACGGUACGUUUGGCGAUGAAGGAGCAGGUUUAGAAACUGUUGCGGCCGGCGGAAUGCAUAGUCUUCUUGUAGAUGAAAAGGGAAUAAUAUGGUCGUGCGGUUUGAAUGAUGACGCAGCGCUCGGUCGAAUUACUCAUCAAGUGACGGAUCCCGAGAAGCCUGGAUCGUUCUUGGACGUCGACCAGCUCACUACUGUCCCUCACCCACUGCAAUCUCUCGCAGACGAAAAGUUUCGUACGGUCCAAGUAGCAACUGGCGACAGCAUAUGUGCUGCAGUCAGUGACCAGGGCGAUCUCCGAGUGUGGGGAUCUUUCCGGGUAAACGAAGGUUCUCUUGGCUUCUCUACGGGGCUGAAGCACCAGUUCCUACCUGUGCCGAUUCUUGAAGAUCAGCUAUUGUCUAGACCCGGCGACAGGGAAAAGGUUUCCUCAAUCACUGCUGGGGUCAAUCAUCUCCUCGUGCUGACUACACACGGAAACAUCUACACGUGGGGUGCUGGCGAGCAAGCUCAACUGGGCAGGAAGGUUCUUGAGCGGCGCAAAAUCCACGGUACCAUACCUGAAAAAGUUACUCUCGGCAAUCGUUUGCGGAAAGGAAAAAUAAUUGGUGCCGGUAGUUACCAAUCGUUCGCCGUGGACGAUUCGGGUGACGUUUGGGGUUGGGGACUCAAUACAAUGGGUCAAACCGGCACAGGCUAUGAGACCAAAGACGAUGCUCAGAUCCAACUGCCCACCAAGGUGCGCAGGUUGAGCAAAGAAGAACUCGGUGGUGACACAGUCGUCCAAAUCGUCGGUGGAGAACAUCACACACUCUUUUUGACCUCUGCGGGCAAAGUUUAUGCCUGUGGGCGCUCUAAUGCGGGUCAACUCGGUCUUCCAGACAAUGACCCCGUGUUCGCGAAACGUGUCGAUCCGGAUUUCUUUCCCGAGCCCGUAGAAGUGAAGUUCCCUGAUGACGACGACCCAGUCGCCUACAUUUCCGCUGGUACUCAUAACAACCUUGCCGCCACUGAAAAUGGUGCUCUGUAUUGCUGGGGUCAAGGUACUCAAGGUGAACUCGGUGUCCCGGACGUUGAGGUCAAAACACCUCGUGUCAUUGUCCGACGAGAAGGUGGCUCGUGGGCAGCAAUCAAAGUCGCAUGUGGCGGGCAACAUACCCUUGGAUUAUUCCGCAGAAAGUAG
This is a messenger RNA of Marasmius oreades (fairy-ring Marasmius), 1764 nucleotides long. RefSeq lists its product as uncharacterized. Gene Ontology annotation, cellular component: cytoplasm. The transcript is spliced from 3 exons. Bases 106 to 1764 code for a protein of 552 amino acids. Gene Ontology annotation, molecular function: guanyl-nucleotide exchange factor activity. The record is from RefSeq and is a predicted model, not a curated record. NCBI's taxonomy places the organism in Eukaryota, Fungi, Basidiomycota, Agaricomycetes, Agaricales, Marasmiaceae.